CUAUGUCAUAUUAACUAAUGUCACUUGUCAGUUUUUUUCGUACCUCGCGAGGGCUGGGAAUAUCAAUAAAUUACUGAUAAAUAACAAUUCUGAUUCUGGAAAAUCUUAACCAAGAUGCCCGUACCAGGCGGAGUCUACCAGAGUCAAGGACCAUCUUGUUUCGAUAAAAUGAAAAUGGGCUUCAUGAUUGGAUUUUGUGUCGGAAUGGCGAGCGGCGGCCUCUUCGGUGGUUUUACAGCUUUAAGAUAUGGAGCUAGAGGAAGAGAAUUAGUACAUUCCGUGGGAAAAGUUAUGCUUCAAGGUGGAGGAACAUUCGGCACAUUUAUGGCCAUCGGUACUGGAAUACGCUGUUAAUCAGUUUGUUCAAACAAUUUUGUACAUACAGUAAUUUAACUAAGUGCUCAAUGCACUUGCCUAUUCUUUUAUUAGUGAUUUAAUAUUAUAAUUCACACUAACAGAUUUGUUAUUAAAUAUUAUUAUUGAUAGCUUUUAA
This is a messenger RNA of Spodoptera frugiperda (fall armyworm), 493 nucleotides long. Its product is annotated as reactive oxygen species modulator 1. Lineage: Eukaryota; Metazoa; Arthropoda; Insecta; Lepidoptera; Noctuidae. Gene Ontology annotation, cellular component: TIM23 mitochondrial import inner membrane translocase complex. Gene Ontology annotation, biological process: protein insertion into mitochondrial inner membrane; protein import into mitochondrial matrix. The record is from RefSeq and is a predicted model, not a curated record. The transcript is spliced from 2 exons. The coding region runs from base 115 to 354 and encodes 79 amino acids.